ACUACUUAGCUCGGCUCGUUCACACUAAUCUAAAGAGCCGCAUUGAAGUUUGUUUAUGUUUAGGAAUUCUUUUAAAGAUCAGUGAAAGUAUGUCCACUGCGAACGUGUCCACCCACUACAUUUCCGAGAAGGUUGCCCGGGUGCGCUGGCUGCCGGAGCAACUGCAGCAAAGCGAACGAUUUAUUACCGGCAGUUGGGACAUGGACAGGAACUUUGUGCGCCUCUGGAGGCUCCAGGCCAACCAAUGUGCCACCGCGUCGGAGUCAGAGAAUGUGGACCAGAUGCCGCGCUGCAUGGACAAGGUGGCAAUGGAGGACGACGUGACUGGCAUGGAGUUCGUAGACAAGGACACGCUGGCUGUUAGCUGUGCAGAUGGUCAUCUUAGUGUGAUUAACGUUCAACGAGCCGUCGAAGAGGACCAAUUGCAGCGCAAGGCUCGUUCCGAAAGACUGCACUGCUUCCAGCGCAGUGGAGAGUCGGCUCCCUGCACCGACAUCUCAGUCUAUGGCACGGAUAUCGCCACCGCUGGCGAAGAUGGAUGUGUGAACAUUGUCUCUGUAGGAAAUGUGCGCCAGGUGAAGCGCAAAAUAGAGGCGGAGAGCAUGGCGCUAUUCUCGAUUUGCUAUAUCAGCCAGCAGGAGUUGGUCACUGCCAACCGGAUGGGGGUAAUCCGAAUGCUGGAUGCCCGUGUGGCCACCGAAGCGCAGCCUAAAACCACUUUCAUGGUGGCUUCACAGGAUGACAAGUCUUCGAACUUCGCUUCAGCACUUGCCACGCAUCCCAUGCAGCAGCACAUUCUUCUCUGUGGCAGUGAGGAAGGCUCCAUAACAGUGUGGGAUCUGCGCAACCUUAACUAUCCCGCCUCCUAUCUCAGCGCCCACAAAAGUCCCAUCAACGAGAUCGGCUUUCAUCGCAAGGAUCCCAGCAAACUCUUCACCGCCGCUGAGGGUGGGGAGGUAUGGAUGUGGUCGGAAAACAAAGUCCUCGGAAGCGAGCUAGUUGGACAGAGCCCCUGGUUGUCUGGCGAUCGAGUUCGAUCCCUGGUCGAUGUGGAGGGCGUGCUGAGCAACAUCCGCAAGGCCGUGAACUCGUUUGAUGUCCACGGAAGCCGUUUGGUCUGCGGCGGCGAUACGGAAGCCGUUUAUCUAGUUGAUAACAUCGCCUGAAGAUGAAGAUUUGUACUUGCUUUUCGUAUAAUAUAAAGUUUUUCACUUGUUAUAGAAAAAAUGU
Molecule: messenger RNA, 1230 nt
Organism: Drosophila ficusphila
Lineage: Eukaryota; Metazoa; Arthropoda; Insecta; Diptera; Drosophilidae
Gene: Nup43
Product: nucleoporin Nup43
Exons: 2
Coding region: 90-1166 (358 amino acids)
Cellular component (GO): nuclear pore outer ring
Molecular function (GO): protein binding
Source: RefSeq, a predicted model, not a curated record